Myripristis murdjan (pinecone soldierfish) is the source of this 3087-nucleotide messenger RNA. It is a transcript of the gene wls, whose product is annotated as Wnt ligand secretion mediator. NCBI's taxonomy places the organism in Eukaryota, Metazoa, Chordata, Actinopteri, Holocentriformes, Holocentridae. Gene Ontology annotation, cellular component: organelle membrane; endomembrane system. Gene Ontology annotation, biological process: Wnt signaling pathway; Wnt protein secretion; intracellular protein transport. The record is from RefSeq and is a predicted model, not a curated record. Gene Ontology annotation, molecular function: Wnt-protein binding. Bases 259 to 2055 code for a protein of 598 amino acids. The transcript has 13 exons.
GUGGCGCUCCACAGAUCUCUCCUAGCCUGGUGUUGGCUGUUUGGGGAUAAAGCUGGGUGCUAUUCGGUCAUGUGAUCCCUCUUUUUUUUCCUCCUCUUUUCCUCCUUCGAAGUUGAAAGGCAAAAGCAGAGCGGUGGAGGGGGCCCAAGCUCGCCUUCCUGGCCGUAGAUGCAGUGAAUUCAUCCCGUUUCUACACUAUUGUUUUUCUCCUCGCCUCGCUGUGAUUUUUUUCUUGUUACCUCCAGGCUCUCCUUCACGAUGGCCGGGGCUAUUAUUGAGAAUAUGAGCACCAAAAAGUUGGUGAUAGUGGGAGUUAUUCUGCUCUUGUUCCAGGCGUUCUCCUUCAUGGUCGGUGGUUUGAUUGCACCAAGCCCCACCACAGCGAUCCACUACCUUGCCACCAAGUGUGUGGACACAGUGAAGCACCACCAGAACACCAAGUGGUUCAUGCCCUGGGGCCCGAACCAAUGCGACAAGAUCCGGACCUUUGAUGAGGCCAUGGCCAAGAAGAUCGAGGCCAACAACAUCGUUUUUGCUGUCCACAUUCCUCUGCCCAACAAGGAGAUGAGCCCCUGGUUCCAGUUCCUGCUGGUCAUCCUGCAGUUUGACAUCGCCUUUAAGGUGUACAACCAGAUAGCGGAUGGCGCGAUGGUUACCAUUGAUGUGGGCCUGGCCUACAGAGACGACACACUGAGUGAGUGGACGGAGAUGGCGCACUCCAUCGAGCAGAGGAAGCUCAACUGCAGCUUCAACACUGCCAAGACCUUUGAGAAUGAGGGGCGUUACUAUGAGUGUGACCUGCUGCCCUUCAUGGAGGUCGGCAGCGUGGCACACAAGUACUACCUGCUCAACAUCCGCCUGCCUGUCAACGAGGCCAAGAAGAUCAACGUGGGCAUCGGGGAGAUCAAGGACAUUCGUCUGGUUAGCAUCCACCAGAACGGAGGCUUCACCAAAGUCUGGUUUGCCAUGAAGACCUUCCUCACACCCAGCAUCCUCAUCAUCAUGAUCUGGUACUGGAGACGCAUCACCCUCAUGACCAGACCUCCUGUGCUGCUGGAGAAGGUAAUCUUUGCUCUGGGCAUCUCCAUGACGUUCAUCAACAUCCCAGUGGAGUGGUUCUCUGUGGGCUUCAACUGGACCUGGAUGCUGCUUUUCGGAGACAUCAGGCAGGGCAUCUUCUACUCCAUGCUGCUGUCUUUCUGGAUCAUCUUCUGCGGGGAGCACCUCAUGGAUUGCAAAAAACUGUCUUUGAAGACAUGGCUUAAGCGAAGAAUUAGAAGAAUUUUCCACAACUGUGAAUCUCCUCCUCAUGAUGUCCCACAUGUGGCAACAGUAGAAAAUUCAAGCAGUUCUGCUAAUGGCAACACUGUUAUGGCCCCUCUUAUGGACCAGACAGAGAGGAACCGUUUCUCAGUCUACUGGAAGCAGGUCGGCCCCAUCGUCUUUGGCUCCUUCUGUCUCUUCAUCUUUGACAUGUGUGAGAGGGGAGUCCAGCUGACAAACCCCUUUUACAGUAUCUGGGCCACGGAUGUGGGAACUGAGCUGGCUAUGGCGUUCAUAAUUGUGGCAGGGAUCUGUGCCUGCCUGUACUUCCUCUUCCUGUGCUUCAUGGUGUUCCAAGUCUUCCGCAACAUUAGUGGUAAGAGGUCCUCGCUGCCCGCCAUGUCCAAGGCCAGACGCCUGCACUACGAGGGUCUGAUUUUCAGAUUCAAGUUCCUCAUGCUGGUCACUCUCACCUGCGCCGCCAUGACUGUCAUCUUCUUCAUCAUCAGUCAGGUGAAUGAAGGCCACUGGCACUGGGGAGACCACACAGUGCAGGUGAACAGCGCCUUCUUCACUGGCAUCUACGGCAUGUGGAACCUCUAUGUCUUUGCCAUCAUGUUCCUGUACGCCCCCUCACACAAACGCUAUGGAGAUGAGCAGUCCAGUGGUCAGUGCAUCAUUGGAGAUGCCGGACCUAACAGUGGCGAAGACAUCCAGCUGACCACCACCAUCACCCAUGUAGACGGCCCCACUGAGAUCUACAAGAUGACUGGAAAAGAGUCCCAGGAGUAGGCAGCAGCCCAUGUUUUGAACUCCCCUCUACUACCUACUGCUCCAACAAUCCCCUCCCUUUGUGUACUCUCAAAAGGCCUUUUGUCCUUCAGCGCAGCACGGCCCUAAACCAGCACCGACGGUCUACCUUGCAUGCAGCCACCAUUUCCCCACUUUCAGCCCUCUUCCCACGAGCAACCCCCUAGCUGUGUCACUGUUCCACCUCUUCCCAAACCUUCCUAUCGAGUUGUCAAAGGCUGAAAAAUAAAGUCAACACGCCUAUCAGUCCUUUUAUUUCAUAAUAGAUUUUUUUCUUAUCUGACAUUUCAUGCUCCAUGUGAAAUAUCAGCAUUUGUAAAUGUUGCACAACUUUUCCUUUUUCAACAUCACAUAUCAAGUCAAAUGCAGGAGAGCUGCUUUCAGAUGGAAGAGAUAUUUCAGUGUAAAGAAUACCAUCUGGUGGUGGAUUAGAAAAGAAGGAGGAGAGAGGGCAUUUGGAAGGAAUUACACUACUACUUCGAAGUAUGAAUAACCUGUCUUGUAUGUAAAGCCUUGCGCUUCAGAUAUAGAUGAACAACAAGCUUUUAUUGGCUACAGUUAUAACCACUUUGGGUUUGAUCUGCCUAGAGAGUUUUUUUUUUUGUUCUGCUUCUUAUAAUAUUCUUACUGAAGGCCCUUGAGUCUAUUUCUCUGUGCACUAUCACACAUACACUUCCAUAGAAAGUAGAUCAUGUGAACUACUGCUGUCAUCUUAUUUAUCAUUCUUUCAAGUGGUGGAGUUCCUUUUUUUUAUAUAUAUAUUUUUCGGGGAGAAAUGUACAGACCACAUAGCCUUUUUGGGAAAUGCAUACUGUAAGUUCAUUAUGUUACAAUGUAGAUAUCUAUUUUUUAUAAAGUGCUUAUUUUCAACUUUACGAAAUGUUUGCAUCAAGCAGUAUCACUGUUGACAAAAAACUUUGAGAUUUGAAGUUGACUUUAGCCUAUUACACAUGGGUCUUAGUUAUUAUGUGCUUUUUAUGCUAAUUUAAAUAAAGACUUUUACUUUAUGGCUGU